AUGCCUGGCUUCUUCCUGAGGGACGCCCUCGUUGCAAUCGGCAUUCUCAAAUCUGACAAUGAACCAACGCCUCUUACAAGUCUAUUCAGUAAUCUCCCGAGUUAUCAUCGAAUUUUAAUCGCUGGUCUCCACAACACUGGAAAGUCAACUGUCCUGGAAAACCAUCUCGCAUCCAAUGUAAAGAAUGUAACGACUUUUACCAUGUUCACAGUUUGUCAUAUCAGCAUUUACAGAUAUGGCAACGUUACCUUUCACGUCAUGGAUAUUGGAGCAAGCCGACCUAGUGGAUUCCACACAAUGGAAAGAGCAUUCUUCAACCAAGCAGAUGCAGUUGUUUGGGUCGUCGACGCGAAUGAUUGUGAUACACACCUAGAGUCAAGAGAAGAGUUGGUGGCCAAAGUCAAUCACAGAGAUGGCAUGCCAAGGGAUGCACCCCUUCUCAUACUAGCCAACAAACGAGAUCCAAAAGACGUUGAGGUUGUACAGAAGAUGGAAAGUUUCUUCUUUGAUCAAGAAUCAUCUACACUCAGCACUAGGCCACAUGCAGUUUUUAGCACCAACACACUCACAGGAUACGGUUUACCGGAAGCAUUUAAAUGGCUCGGUGAAAUGAUUCCAAGUCAAACGAAGUAUAACGCGGGGGGUACUGAAAGGGUUAAAGCUUCGAUCCAAGACGAAAUCAUCGAAAUACUGGAAAAUGGAACUAGCCGGAAGUUUGUGCAAGAAACUAGCCAGUGA
Messenger RNA from Fusarium venenatum, 738 nucleotides. RefSeq names its product P-loop containing nucleoside triphosphate hydrolase protein. NCBI's taxonomy places the organism in Eukaryota, Fungi, Ascomycota, Sordariomycetes, Hypocreales, Nectriaceae. Gene Ontology annotation, molecular function: GTPase activity; GTP binding. The record is from RefSeq and is a predicted model, not a curated record. Gene Ontology annotation, cellular component: cytoplasm.